Molecule: messenger RNA, 1154 nt
Organism: Purpureocillium takamizusanense
Lineage: Eukaryota; Fungi; Ascomycota; Sordariomycetes; Hypocreales; Ophiocordycipitaceae
Gene: vps29
Product: Vacuolar protein sorting-associated protein 29
Exons: 2
Coding region: 138-881 (247 amino acids)
Biological process (GO): retrograde transport, endosome to Golgi; intracellular protein transport
Cellular component (GO): endosome; retromer complex
Source: RefSeq, a predicted model, not a curated record
GGGGCAUGCCGGCGACAUCAUCGGAGCCGCAUUGAGCUUCCAGCAACACCCCCUCGGGCCACCAAUUACCCGUCGCAUUUGGUCCCGGUCGCGUCGCGCGCGAGGCCAGAUAAAUCUGAAGACGAAACGCAGCAGCCAUGGCGUUCCUCAUCCUCGUCAUUGGGGACAUGCACAUCCCGGACCGCGCGCUCGACAUUCCCCCAAAGUUUAAGAAGCUCCUCGCCCCCGGCAAGAUUGGCCAGACGCUCUGCCUCGGCAACCUCACGGACAAGCACACGUACGACUACCUCCGCUCCGUCGCGCCGGACCUCAAGAUCGUCAAGGGCCGCUACGACGUCGAGGCCACCUCCCUGCCGCUCACGCAGGUCGUCACCCACGGCGGCAUCCGCAUCGGCUUCCUCGAGGGCUUCACCCUCGUCUCCAGCGAGCCCGACCUGCUCCUCGCCGAGGCCAACCGCCUCGACGUCGACGUCCUCUGCUGGGGCGGCACCCACCGCUUCGACGCCUUCGAGUACAUGGACAAGUUCUUCGUCAACCCCGGCAGCGCCACCGGCGCCUUUGUCAACGGCUGGGCCGCCCAGGACGGCGAGGAUCCCACCCCGAGCUUCUGCCUGAUGGAUGUACGUUUUGCGCCUGGUGCCGCGCCGCGCCGCACCGCUGCCCCCUUAUAUAUUAUCCCGCGCCCGCGAUGGGGACGGGACGGGGCAGAAGGAGACAAAGGGAGAGAACCAGCUGACGCCGUGCCCCAGGUCCAAGGAAUAUCACUUACACUCUACGUGUACCAGCUGCGCACAGACGACAAGGGCAACGAGAACGUGGCGGUAGAGAAGGUUACCUACACGAAGCCGGUUGAGCCGACGCCCGGCCCUUCUUCAUCAUGAUACUACAGCUCAUCACGGCAGAUUUCCACACCCAGAGGCGCAAAUGGCGACAGCAACUCCCGCCACCAAGUCGAUAACCGCAUUUAUUGAGCUCCUGCAAUAGUCUCGCUCCCCAGAUGAACGCAGUGAAGCGCGUUCGUUCCUUGCACCAGUGGGCAGAUCAUGGGGCCACACGUUGUUUAAAGGCGAGACAGUGUCCCGUGUACGCCAAAUCCAAAAGUCAAACAUGGACAAAAGAGUCAAAUAAACAUAAAGUAUCUCCGUCGCUUGGUA